Clunio marinus is the source of this 2054-nucleotide messenger RNA. Lineage: Eukaryota; Metazoa; Arthropoda; Insecta; Diptera; Chironomidae. The record is from the annotation of a GenBank genome assembly.
GUUUCAGAAAAUUUAAUGCUAUAGGUAUUCAUAAUGGAGUCAGAUAAAGUUUUAAUGGCUAUGGUAACCGGAGCUGCAGUAGUAGGUGCUGUUGGUGCUUUUGUCUUCUGGCCUGGUUCAAAAUCCAAGCUAAGGCAAAGGAGAGGACAAAUCUCGGGAUUAAUAAAUUUUGGAAAUACUUGUUUUCUUAACACGUUGCUUCAAGCUGUUGCAUCAAGCCCUCAGUUUCUCACAUGGCUUCAACUUCACGAUUCCUUGGAUAAGAAAUCUUUAAUUUCAUCAUUACAAAUGAUUCUUGAUUGCAUAAAUGGAACACAUCCGACAAUCCGGUCAGAUCCAUCAAAUCCAGCUCCCGUAAUUCGCGCACUAAACGCUCUUGGUUGGGUCAUACCAGAAGGUGAAAAUGACCCUCAUGAACUACUUCAUGUAAUUUUAACAUCAGUCGAAGAAGAAGCACUGAAGCCAAAAAAGAUUGGAUGUUUGUCUGAUGCUUUAGGUGAAGCAAAUAUAAGCGCAAUUUCACAAGCUUUACCAGCUCGUCCAUCUUCAGCCAUGUUAACAGAAUUUGACAAAGAAUUGUACAACGAGUCUUCAAACUUGAUGAGAUUGGUGCGAUCAGAAGCUCAAACUCCUGAAUCGAAUCAAUCAACCGUUGAUGAAAAUGAAUCGAUUGAUCAUUCAAUGCUAGAUCUUGAUGAUGACAACAGAAAUCCAUCUCUACAAGAUUCACCUCCAUCAAUCAUUUCAGCAACAACUGGUCGACCGACUCGAUCUCGCAAUCCAUCAAUGAGUCAAAGUAAUGGUGAUGCAUUCAGUAAAAGAAAUUGUGGAUCAUAUAGAUCUCUUGAUCGGUUAUCUCGAGGCCCAGGACGAGUUUCAGUUUGGAGUGAAAAAGUCACAAAAAAUAUUCCACCACCUUUUCGUGGUUCAAUUAGUAGUCAACUCAUGUGCAGUGGCUGCAACUAUAAAUCAGUUGUGCGAGUUGAUAAAUUUGACAGCAUUUCGUUAAAUUUACCAGAACAAAAAGUUCAAACACUUCUAAGUCUGGGUCAGCUGUUGGGAGAAUAUGUGGCACCUGAAACUGUAAAUGAUGUGGAAUGUGAAUCUUGUAACAAAAUAGCAAAUCACACAAAAACAUUAACAUUUACAAAACUCCCUCCUUGCCUCGCAAUUCACAUCGUAAGAACAAGUUGGAGCAAUGGACAAACAACUAAACGCAACGAUUUUGUUCAUUUUCCUGAAAGUUUAUCGAUGGCUCCAUACAGUUUUAUUCAGCCGUCACUUGGGUCAAAUUGCUCUACUCCAUGGGGCAGCACAAUGUCUCUCUAUUCGGCUAGUCUUGCUAAUGCAACUCCAACAAACGAGAAUGUACCAUUCGGAUCACCUUUUACAUCUUUUGGAAUGUUUCCAAGAAAUCUCUAUCGACUUUUAGCUGUUGUGGUUCAUGGUGGCGACGGUGCAAAUACCGGACACUUCAUAACUUACCGGAGAGGUUCAUUGCGCAACUAUCACAAAUGGUAUUACACGUCAGAUCAUUUUGUCAAAGAGGUAUCCAUUGAGGAAGUUCUCGCGUCACCAGCUUAUAUGUUAUUUUAUGAUCGCAGUCAAAGUCGAAACUAAAAAGAUUUUAAAACUUUCUUUCAUGUUCAGCCUGAGAAUUUCUAAACUCUUAAAGUUUCAAGACAUGAAGAAACAUGCAAAUUUUGCAAUUCCAUCAACUAUUUCGUUUUUAAUUGCAUUUCUGUUCUUCAGUAAUAUUUUUAAGCGAUGAUAUUGAAGUGUUUUCAACGUUGAUAUUUGUGCUUUUUACUAUCAACUUUAAAAUUUAGUCAAAUCAAAUGAAUUUUGAACUCAAUUUUGUUUUAGUUUUUCACUAAGUAUAGAAAGGAAUUCUUUGAUUCAAUAUUAUUUGAUAGUGUACCCCUAUCCUUACUAAGGAAUGAACAUUCUGUUGUUUAAAAGAAAAAUUGCUAUAAUUUAAAUUAAGAAAUUUAUAUUGAAGUUAAGUCAUUGAUUCUCAAGAAUUUUGUGAAAUAAAAUUAAACUUGUUGGAA